Messenger RNA from Ostreococcus tauri, 1104 nucleotides. Its product is annotated as unnamed product. Gene Ontology annotation, molecular function: GDP-fucose transmembrane transporter activity; antiporter activity. Gene Ontology annotation, cellular component: Golgi apparatus. The transcript has a single exon. The coding region runs from base 1 to 1104 and encodes 367 amino acids. Lineage: Eukaryota; Viridiplantae; Chlorophyta; Mamiellophyceae; Mamiellales; Bathycoccaceae. The record is from RefSeq and is a predicted model, not a curated record.
AUGCCGCCGAAGUACGCCCCGAUAUCGCUCGAGAAGAGCGAUGACUCCGACCUCGAGCGCGAGCGCGAGGGUUUGUCCUCGCCUCUCGACUCCCGCGAGCCGACGCACCUGUGGAAGAGCGCCCGAGUGGUCGGCAUCAUCGUAUUGUACUGCUUGAUCGGGAGCUCGCUGAGCGUGAUGAAUAAGGUGGCGGUGACGUACAUACCGGCGGCUAAUUUCAUCCUGCUCUGUCAGUUCGUCGCCACGUCGGUGUUGCUCAAGGUUGCGCACUGGAUGGGACUGGUGACUGUGGAGCCGCUGACAAAGGAAAUCGCAGUCGCUUUCUUGCCGCUCGCGAUUAGCUUCUUCGCUCUCUUGCUGGCGGGCAUGGAAGUGAUGCAAAGAGCACCGUUAGAGACAUUCAUUGCCGUGAAAUCGCUCACGCCGGUGGCGUUCUCCAUCAACGAGUACUUGUUUUUGGGAAGAGCACUUCCGACGCCCAAGUCUUUGCUCGCGCUCGUGGGUAUCGUCUUCGGGGCGGUGAUGUACGUGAACCUGGACAUUUUCUCGUCUAGAACCGCGUACGCAUUUUGUCUGCUCUUCAUUGUCGCCGCCGUUUCGGAGGGUUUGAUCGCCAAGCACACGAUUGAUAAGAUUAAGCUCAACAACUGGUCGAGAUCCUUCAACAUCAACGUGUUGAGCAUCCCGCUUGCCCUCGGCCUAUUUCUAGCCUCGGGCGAAUCUAAGGCCCUGCAGGAGACGGCGAUAACACAGGUAGCGGGAUGGGUUCUCACUGGGUCGUGUGUGAUGGGUUUAGGGAUGAGCUUUUCCACGAUGUGGAUUCGCGAAACUCUCUCUGCAACCUCCGUCUCCGUUGUCGCUACGUGCAACAAGUUCCUCUCUGAACUAGUGAAUUGGGUCAUUUGGGAUAAGCAUACGACGGUCGAGGGGACGUACGCCAUUUUGAUUAUCAUGACGUGCGGAAUAUUUUAUGAGCAGGCGCCGCUCAGAGUUCCCGGGAAGGGAUACGCUCGUGAUACAAUUUGUCCGUGCUUGCCGAGGUCCUGGGUCGGUGUCAAAGCGGGCGAGGCUUCUAGCAAGGAGCCAUUGAUUCAAAAAAACUAG